Molecule: messenger RNA, 687 nt
Organism: Caenorhabditis remanei
Lineage: Eukaryota; Metazoa; Nematoda; Chromadorea; Rhabditida; Rhabditidae
Exons: 4
Coding region: 1-687 (228 amino acids)
Source: RefSeq, a predicted model, not a curated record
AUGCAGAGAGGCGGAAAUGGUCCCGGUUUUCGAGGUUUCAGGCCAACACAUCGCGGAAGAGGAGGACCGAGACGUGGCAACGGCGGUCGGAAUCAAGGUUUCCGGCCAGAAUUAGGAGAAAAUCGUGAUCGGGCGAACAGCCCAGAUAGAAGAUCAGGUCGAAGCGAAGAACGAUACGGAGGUCCUCCUCCUCCUCCUCCUAAUUUCAAUAACUACCGCGUAGCCGAUAGACCACAGAGUCGAAGUCCGUCUCCGCCACGCAAUCGUAAUCAACGUGGUUUCGAUGGCCGUCCGAAUCAUGAUGUCCGCGAUCGGGAAGACCGCCGAGAGCGAGAGCGACGUCGUCAUUCACCACCACCACAACACGCACCACCACCACAAAACUACCGACGUGAUGAUCGUGGUGGUUACGAAAGACCGGAGUCGAGAAAUUCGGAAAUUAUGCAGCACGAUAGCAUUAGGAACUCGUCAUUGGAACGAAAUCGGCCAGCGGCGCUGAAACCGACGGAUAAGGAGACUGCGGGAUAUUGGAAACUGAAAUUAGCGGACGCAGAUGAGAAGGUUAGACGUGCAGAAUACGAGUUACACAGAGCAAAGUUGAAUCAAGAUAUUGUUCGUGACGCGUAUCGCGAGUACACUGAAACCACUGUGCCACAAGAGCUCCUCAACCCCAAACCAACAUGGUGA